UUAACAUAACAAUGAAGUGACUAUGUUAUCUUCAUUGUAUUAUGAUUAACGACUACAUACCUAUAAUCCAGUCAGUGAUACUAGGUGCUUCGUACAGGUACAAUGCCUGUCAUACUUGCAACGACAGUAAUUAUUAUAGUUACUCUUCUAUACAUUCACUUCACAAAACACAACGAUGAUUGGAUAGAAAAAAAUGUUCCGGGACCAGAACCAACUUUUAUUUUCGGAAAUGUAGAAGACGCAGUGCUUAGAAGAAAACAUAUAGGCGUGGUUUUCAAGAAUAUCUCUGAUGCGUAUCCAGAAGAAAAGGUGUUGGGGAUAUUUGUUAUGAGAAACCCAGAAUUACUGGUACAAGAUCUUGAUAUUGUGAAGAACAUAUUGAUAAAAGACUUCGAUGUUUUCGUCGAUCGUGGUGUUGCGUUUGAAAAUAAUCUUGGCGCUGAUUUGCUACACGAUGAAGAUACUCGGAGAAUGCUGCGAAGUCGCUUUUAUUCGUUGUUCACUAAAGAAAAUCUUCAGAAUAUGAUGCAUCUCUUAAUUGACAAAGGGAACACAUUUGUGGAUUAUGUUGAUCAGAUCACUCGGUUAAAACAAGAGCAAGAUGUUCAUACUUUGAUUCAAAAAUACACGCAACCAACUGUUGCCAGUGCACUCGUUCACACUUAUAAGAAAGAAUAUUAUACUCUUUUUACCGACCCGAAGGCAACAACCCUCAACUUUCGUCGGGAGCUUGAAUUGAUGUAUCCCGGCAUUUCUAAUAAACUUAGAAACUUCUUUCUACCAAAAAAGUACAGUGACAGGACAAACAGUUUAGAUAUAACUGACGAAAUGAUAGCAGCACAAGCGUAUAUUUUUUUUGAACUAGGUAACGAGUCCACUGCCUCAACGUUAGGUUUCUUACUGUACCAGCUAGCUCUGAAUCCAGACAUCCAAGAUAAAGUGGUAGCAGAAAUAAAAGAAAUUCUAGACAAACAUAACGAAGAAAUUACUCUACAAAGUAUUUUAGAUCUAUCUUACAUGGGAAAAGUUUUCGAUGAGACUUUAAGGAUGUAUCCAGUAGUUCCCAAUUUCAGCAGGAAAUCUACCAAGAUUUACAAGAUACCAAAUACCAAUUUAAGAAUAGAAAAGGAUCAGUGCAUUAGAAUUUCGGUGCUUGGUAUCCAUUAUGAUGAAAGAAUCUAUCCGAGGCCGGAAAUGUUUGACCCUGAAAGAUUCUCUCCUGAAAAUGUGGAGGCUAGACACGAGUGCUCAUAUUUGCCUUUUGGACUUGGCCCAGGAUAUUGCAUUGCUAAGAACUUCGCACAAGUGGUAUCGCGGGUGUGUUUAGUGAAGCUCCUCUCCCAGUUUCGAGUAGAACCUUCAGAGGAUACGUCUCGGAAUGUCGAGUACGACCCGACACGUACCGUGCUGUACCCUAAGGGCAGAUUCCCGAUUAAUUUCGUGAAUAGGGAAGCUUCCAAUUAG
Messenger RNA from Cydia amplana, 1464 nucleotides. RefSeq names its product cytochrome P450 6B6-like. Gene Ontology annotation, molecular function: oxidoreductase activity, acting on paired donors, with incorporation or reduction of molecular oxygen; monooxygenase activity; iron ion binding. Bases 103 to 1464 code for a protein of 453 amino acids. The transcript has 2 exons. Lineage: Eukaryota; Metazoa; Arthropoda; Insecta; Lepidoptera; Tortricidae. The record is from RefSeq and is a predicted model, not a curated record.